Molecule: messenger RNA, 1570 nt
Organism: Thalassophryne amazonica
Lineage: Eukaryota; Metazoa; Chordata; Actinopteri; Batrachoidiformes; Batrachoididae
Gene: crppa
Product: CDP-L-ribitol pyrophosphorylase A
Exons: 10
Coding region: 58-1401 (447 amino acids)
Biological process (GO): isoprenoid biosynthetic process; protein O-linked glycosylation via mannose
Cellular component (GO): cytosol
Molecular function (GO): D-ribitol-5-phosphate cytidylyltransferase activity
Source: RefSeq, a predicted model, not a curated record
CCCAUUUUGGGACAGGGCACCGCUUACAAUAAAAAGAACGUAUAGGGUUGACCUGCGAUGACCCUUAUCCACCAGCUGAUGGAAGGCAACAACACAAACAGCGAUGAUCCGCACAGGGCCGUUCAUCCGGGGCUUUUCCUAACCCAAGAAGCCGAAAUGGAAGACCACAAGCCCGGUCACUGCGCCGUGGACUUUCCGGUGUCUGCGGUUCUUCCUGCCGGCGGCAGCGGAGAGAGAGUCGGACUGCAGACCCCAAAACAGUUCUGCACGUUAUUGGGCAGACCGCUAAUAAGCUACACUAUCCAGGCUUUUGAGAGGGUGUCAUGGAUCCAGAACAUUGUGGUUGUGGUUUCCAAGGAAAACAUGGACCUCAUGAUGGACAUCAUCCAGCGCUUCCAGCACAGGAAGAUUCGAGUUGUGCCUGGUGGCUCAACUCGUCACAGAUCGAUAGCUAAUGGAGUCCAAGCUCUGGUUGAGGGGGACGACAGGCUGGCAGCAGACAGACCAGAGGUGGUCAUCAUCCACGAUGCAGUCCGUCCUUUUGUGGAUGAGGACUUUCUCUACAAAAUAGCCAUGGCUGCCAAGAAACAAGGGGCAGCUGGAGCGAUCCGGCCACUUGUUUCCACGGUGAUAGCCAGGACGCUAGAAGGCUACCUGGAUCAAUCUCUGGAGCGAGCCAAGUACAGAGCCAGCGAGAUGCCUCAGGGUUUCACGUAUGAUGUCAUCAGUCAAGCCUAUCUGAGGUGCACUGAGUCAGACUUUGAGUUUGGCACAGAGUGUCUCCAUUUGGCUCUGCAAUACUGUGGCAUCAACGCCAAGCUCAUCGAGGGUCCGCCAACACUGUGGAAGGUAACCUACAAGCAGGAUUUGGCUGCUGCAGAAUCCAUUGUUAAAGAUGCAUUGUCGCGGUCAGCCUGCAUUAUCACAGGAGGAUCAACACGAGCUUCGGUGCUGGCUGAUGCCCUCCAGAAAGCCCUUGGAGCUCUAGACAUGAAGCUGGAUGUCAUCCCAGACCUACUCGGAGACAACGCCAGGUAUCUGUUAAAGGAGUGGAACUUCAUCCAGGUUUCUGUUGAUCAUCCCUGCAUUUCUGAAUUAGAAGCCAUUCUGACGGCUUUGGAGGUUACGGAUCGAGCUCUUCUCUACCCACUGGUCAUUAUUUUGGUGCAUUUGAGUGAUACAGAUGGGCUGUCAAUCAUCGGGAAGAUGGCAGAGGCAGCUGCAAUCAUGAAAUUGGCUUCAUCAGCCAAAUUAAGAAAUUUUCUCAUCUAUGGCGUCCAGAUUCAUCAAUCAAAGGAUGCCAAGCAUUGGGAGACGUCGGUGUCGAGAGUCGCUGAGAUCACGUCAGCCUUGAUCCGGGAGAGGAGCCCUGCCCUGGUGGGACAGCUUCUUCAAACAUGACGAAAAGCAGCAUCACGAGGAAAUCCUCAUGCUGUGACUCACUACUGGGGGUGAAGUUUCUGAAGGAAUGGUUCCUUCUCAGAGUGAUACCAAAACUGCUAAUCUGUCUGAUUGAUCUACCUGUCCAAACCUAUGGCAGUUUGGCUGGAUAGUGCAAAUGAGUGGAAAA